AUGGUCCCCAUGGCACUACAAAAUCCAGAAACUACCUUUGAAGUGUAUGCUGAAGUAAUCUGUUCAGGAACCAGUUGCACUGGAAAAGAUCCUGAGGUGCGGAGGCAAUUCCCAGAGGACUACAGUGACCAGGAAGUUCUACAGACUUUGACCAAGUUUUGUUUCCCCUUCUAUGUGGACAGCCAUGCAGUUAGCCAAGUUGGCCAGAACUUUACGUUUGUGCUUACAGACAUUGACAGCAAACAGAGGUUUGGAUUCUGCCGCUUAUCUUCUGGGACCAAGAGCUGCUUCUGUAUCUUAAGUUACCUCCCAUGGUUUGAAGUGUUUUACAAGCUGCUCAAUGUCUUGGCAGAUUAUUCAGCAAAAGGACAGGAUAGUCAAAGGAAUGAGCUCCUAGAAACACUUCAUAAACUUAACAUCCCUGAGCCAGGAACCUCUGUUCAUCUCGGAGUGCACUCUUACUUUACUGUGCCUGACAUCAGAGAACUUCCUAGUAUACCUGAAAAUAGAAAUCUAACAGAGUAUUUUGUAGCAGUUGAUGUCAACAACAUGCUGCAUCUCUAUGCCAGUAUGCUGUAUGAACGCCGCAUCCUCAUUUGUUGUAGUAAGCUGAGCACUUUAACUGCCUGCAUUCAUGGGUCUGCAGCUAUGCUCUACCCAAUGUUCUGGCAACAUGUUUACAUUCCUGUUCUGCCCCCACAUCUACUGGACUACUGCUGUGCCCCAAUGCCCUACCUCAUUGGAAUACAUUUAAGUUUGAUGGAGAAAGUGAGAAACAUGGCCCUGGAAGAUGUCGUGAUUCUCAAUGUAGACACCAACACACUGGAAACCCCCUUUGAUGAUCUUCAGAGCCUUCCCAAUGAUGUGGUUUCUGCACUGAAGAACAGGUUGAAGAAAGUCUCAACAACCACUGGAGAUGGUGUUGCGAGAGCUUUCCUAAAAGCACAAGCAUCCUUCUUCGGGAGCUACAGAAACGCACUGAAAAUUGAACCUGGUGAGCCCAUCACCUUCUGCGAGGAGGCGUUCGUGUCGCACCGCUCCGCCGCCACGCGGCAGUUCCUGCAGAACGCCAUCCAGCUGCAGCUCUUCAAGCAGUUCAUUGAUGGCCGCCUGGAUCUUCUUAACUCUGGAGAGGGCUUCAGUGAUGUCUUCGAAGAAGAGAUAAAUAUGGGAGAAUAUGCUGGCAGUGACAAAUUGUACCUCCAGUGGCUCUCCACAGUAAGGAAAGGAAGUGGAGCCAUUCUAAAUACAGUAAAGACCAAGGCUAACCCUGCCAUGAAGACUGUCUAUAAAUUUGCAAAAGAUCAUGCAAAAAUGGGAAUAAAAGAAGUGAAAAACCGCUUGAAGCAAAAGGACAUCGCAGAGAACGGCUGCUCUGCGGCACCUGAAGAGGCUCUGCCACGGCCAGCACCUUCUCCUGCCGUUGAAAAGAAGGACCCUAGGUUAAGGGAAGAUAGAAGACCCAUCACAGUGCAUUUUGGGCAG
This is a messenger RNA of Tinamus guttatus (white-throated tinamou), 1485 nucleotides long. The record is from RefSeq and is a predicted model, not a curated record. Lineage: Eukaryota; Metazoa; Chordata; Aves; Tinamiformes; Tinamidae.